Pectinophora gossypiella (pink bollworm) is the source of this 4563-nucleotide messenger RNA. It is a transcript of the gene Ptr, whose product is annotated as patched domain-containing protein 3. The transcript is spliced from 11 exons. The coding region runs from base 245 to 3418 and encodes 1057 amino acids. The record is from RefSeq and is a predicted model, not a curated record. Gene Ontology annotation, cellular component: plasma membrane; cytoplasmic vesicle membrane. NCBI's taxonomy places the organism in Eukaryota, Metazoa, Arthropoda, Insecta, Lepidoptera, Gelechiidae.
CACAACGCGUUGUACCACGACCGACGCCACCCGCGCAAGCGCAACCGCGCGCCACCGACCAUAAAACGAAAUUCAAAUUAUUCGACAUUUAAAAAAUAAAAUAAAAAAAAUGUUUUCGAAAAAAGUGCUGAGGUGAAACAGUUUUGUGAAAUCGUGAUUUUAAAAUUUAAAAAGUGAAUUUUCGAACGGGAUUUAUUUUCUGUGUGGAUUUUUUUUGUUUGGCAGCUAGGACAAAUCUGUCAAGAUGGGGUGCAAACUAACCUUCGUGGACGAUGUCCUGAACCGAUCGUUCUACAAACUCGGCCUGGUGGUCGGCAGGAACCCGGGCUACUUCAUCAUCAUACCAGUACUCUUAACACUUCUCAUGAUCACUGGUUACCAGAGGGUCUACUAUGAAAUGGACCCAGAGUACCUCUUCUCCCCCGUCAGUGGUCAAGGGAAGUUGGAAAGACGGAUAGUUGAAGAUUAUUUCAAGGUCAAUUACUCUCAUCGGUUUAAUGUUGGAAGGAUUACCAGAGCUGGACGCUUCGGCCGCGUAAUCAUCGUGGCAAAGGACAAUAACACAAACCUUCUACGAACAGAAGUAUGGAAGGAGUUGAGGCAGCUGGACGAUCUGGUGCAGAACAUCACGGUCAAGCUGCCUACCGGGGAAUCCUUCACAUACAGAGAGGAGUGCGCCAGAUGGGAAGGACAGUGCUUUGUCAACGACAUCCUUAAUCUGGACAAAAUUAUUGGCGAGGUGGAGCGCGGAGAACUAAAUCUGACGUUCCCGAUAAUGUUCAACCCUGUGACGUGGGAGGCUCAUGCGUUCCCAGUGUUCUUUGGGGGAUCGAAGGUGGUCGACGAUACGAUCGUGUCGGUGCCAGCUGUCCAACUAGUAUGGUUCGUGAGGACUGACACCAAACUGCAGGAACAACGAGGUGCAGCAUGGGAAGACGCAUUCCUCGACGAGGUCGGAAUAGCAGAAGACACAGGCCGCUUCAAGCACAUCUCUGUCGCACGAUUCGCGUCCAGGACACUCGACCAUGAACUUGAAAAGAACACCAGAACUGUCAUCCCAUUCUUCAGUUCCACCUUCAUCCUUAUGGGGAUAUUCUCCAUAGUAACUUGUAUGAUGGCCGACUGGGUUAGGUCUAAACCCUGGCUCGGAUUGCUUGGAAAUAUAUCUGCUGUCAUGGCCACAGCUGCUGCUUUUGGUUGCGCUAUCUAUUUGGGGAUCUCCUUCAUUGGAAUUAAUUUGGCUGCUCCCUUCUUGAUGAUUGGUAUUGGCAUCGACGACACCUUCGUGAUGCUGGCGGCCUGGCGGCGCACGUCACCCAAGCUGCCCGUGCCAGAACGCAUGGCCAUCAUGUUGUCAGAAGCAGCAGUCUCCAUCACCAUCACAUCAGUUACCGACAUGCUAUCAUUCUUCAUCGGUAUAUUCUCGCCGUUCCCUUCCGUGCAAAUCUUCUGCAUGUAUUCAGGUCUAGCAGUGUGUUUCACGUUCGUAUGGCAUUUGACCUUCUUUGCUGGGUGUGUGGCCAUAUCUGGCUAUCGCGAGAAGGCCAAUAGACAUACCAUCACUUGGCUGAAAGUGCUGCCAGAAUCGCGGGCUAGAAAGGAAGAAAAAUCCUGGCUCUACCGAAUAUUCUGCAGCGGUGGCAUCGACCAGGCCGACCCUGACAACCCUAUCGACAACAGGGAGCACUGCAUCAUGGGUUUCUUCCGUCACACCAUGGCUGAUAUCCUCAACAACAGCUUCGUCAAAGCCUUGGUCAUCGUGGUAUUUCUGGCGUAUUUAGCUGGGGCUGGCUAUGGCGUCACCAACUUAAAAGAAGGCCUGGAGAGACGAAAACUGUCAAAAAUCGACUCUUACUCUGUAGAGUUCUUCGACAGAGAAGACCUUUACUACAGAGAGUUCCCGUACAGGAUUCAGGUGGUGAUAAGCGGAGACUACAACUACUCAGACCCGAAGGUUCAGGACGAGGUGGAGCUGCUGACGCAGAGAUUAGAGAAUACAUCGUAUAUAUCCAACUCACUGUACACAGAGUCUUGGCUGCGAACCUUCGUCAACUACGUCCAGAGGAAUAACGAUUAUUUGAACGUCUCCAUCGACACGGAACAAGAUUUCAUCAAAAAUUUGAAAGAGUUAUGGCUGUUCCCUGCAAACCCCUUCUCACUGGAUGUGAAAUUCGACGAAACUGGAGACAAAAUCAUUGCGUCUCGCUUCCUCAUUCAAGCUAUCAAUAUCAGCGGAACCAACCACGAGAAAGAGAUGGUGAAGGCACUCCGUCAAGUUGUUGCCGAAUCACCUCUCAACGCUUCUGUGUUUCACCCAUACUUCGUUUUCUUUGAUCAGUUCGAACUCGUCAAACCAACGUCUAUCCAGAACCUCUGCUACGGCGCUCUAAUGAUGAUGAUAACCUCCUUCAUAUUCAUCCCCAACAUCUUGUGUUCCCUUUGGGUGGCCUUCAGUAUCAUAUCCAUUGAAAUUGGCGUUGUUGGCUACAUGGCUCUAUGGGACAUAAACCUUGACUCUAUUUCUAUGAUCAAUCUCAUUAUGUGCAUCGGAUUUUCUGUAGAUUUUACUGCUCAUAUUUGCUACGCAUACAUGGCAUCUAAAGCGAAGACACCGAACGAAAGAGUCAGUGAGUGCCUGUACUCUCUAGGAUUACCAAUUGUCCAAGGAUCCUUCAGUACAAUUCUUGGUGUCGUCGCGUUGCUUCUAGCAGACAGUUACAUUUUCUCUGUAUUCUUCAAAAUGGUCUUCAUGGUAAUAUUCUUCGGAGCAAUGCACGGUCUUUUCCUUCUACCCGUACUUCUGUCUCUGUUUGGACCCGGUUCGUGUAGCAGAAAAGAAGAAGAGUUCAAAAUGUCCAGCGUAGAGAAAUGCUUCCCUCACCCAUACUGCAUACCACAUCCGCAACUGGUGCUAAACGAUCAGAUAUUCAACGGGAAGAACAUCAAUCCGAAUGGAGUUUACAAAAUCUACGGCGACGAUAAAGAUCUAGGCAUCGGUACUUCAGGAGAAGACACGAGUGAGAGUAGCUCAAACCAAUCGCAACGCCGGCAAAUGGAUGAUGAAGGGAGGAAAAAAUAUGAAGACGGUUGGAAGAGAUCCAGUUACGCUCAAAGCUCGAGCCAAUUCCAGCCUUCAGGAGAGUUGGACCUUUAUGGUCACGAGCUCGAACGAGCAUGGCAGAGACAACGCUAUGACGACAACCGUCGCGUCUUCGACAACUACAGGAAAGGAACUGCAUCUAGGGAAGAAGAUUGGCACCGCAAAAGUAGUGAUACGAGCCCUCGUCGUGAAGGCACCUACAGAGUAAUGCGAGCUCACUCCCACCACAACUUGCACAGACCGCGCGCCCCUCGACGCUCCAAUUCGCAUUCAAACCUAGAACAUUUAGAUUACGUCGCGGAAAUGCGUUUUCCCUGACAUUAAACCUUCAAUGCAAUAGUAUCACAAAACCAUGUGCUCAAAUGGACCAAAGUAUCAUUAAAUAGCAAGUGUCGAAUGUGACCCGCUAUGAGGUUUUGAUAGGUUAGAUUUUAAUUUAAUAUUUUAGCUAAAAUGAAUUGCUAGACGAAAUCGGUCUUUUGCCGAGAUUAUUAAUGCGAUUUCAAACUAAUAAGAAUUUAUUACUUCGCUGAAAUUUCCUCAGGCAUUAGGCCGAUUUCAAUACUACAUGUUAUUAGGAGUCGUGAAGGAGCCAAACAAUUUUUAUAUAUUCGUUUUGGUGAGACAGCAUGCUGAUUGCUCAUUUAAGUUAGUCGAUAUGAAUAAGGAAUAGAUAGCAAAAUGUAAAACCAAAAAUUAAAACUGUCACUUUGGCGGGCCCGUAUAUAAGGUCCAGUUGGUCAUAUGAAUAUAAAACUUAGCAAGUGAAACGAAGUUGUUUUCAAAAUGCAUAAUUUAUUAAACGAGCUAGUUCCUAAUUCUUAUUCUAUGAUAAUUCAGUCAGUGUUUCGCUCAUCGCUGCAUGUGGCACAGAAUUAAAGUAGGUAUCAUUAAUUAUGACAAGUUUACACGGAAUGUGCUCUUGCGCUAUAAGUUAGACGAAUAAAAUACUUUACAAGUUAUUACAUUCUGCGACUACUCUAACAAAACUACAACUAAAUAUUUUCAGAAUCGAAGCACACUGUUUGUCAACAUGUCAGUUUUUUUUUUUGUAAUUUCUAGUGUGAUAAACUUAGGGGUGGUGUGUUGUAUCUUUAUAGAAUCGUGUACAUAUAAGUGUGUAUUUAAAUAGUCUAAGUUUCCAUCUUUUUUCGAGUAAAGCUUUAACGUUACCUGUGUUUAGAUAAACGCUGUAAAUAUUAGUGAUAAAAUAUCAUGAUGCCAUCUGUACUGUGUCUUUAACCUGUACUCAAGUCUUCUACUAUAUCUAAUAUCUACGAUUAUUAUACAGGAUAAACUAAUAUCUAUAAAUAUGAUAGUUCACAGUUGCAUUUGUUGUUAUUACAGCAAAAUUGGAGUUGUGUACGAAACAUGACAGACGUAUUGUGAUCCAAAAGGACUCAUGACUGAAUAAUGUAAAUAUGACUUGUUUUAUAUAAUAAAUAAAUUAGUUUUGAUAAUUC